Molecule: messenger RNA, 8787 nt
Organism: Gymnodraco acuticeps
Lineage: Eukaryota; Metazoa; Chordata; Actinopteri; Perciformes; Bathydraconidae
Gene: flna
Product: filamin A, alpha (actin binding protein 280)
Exons: 48
Coding region: 1-7632 (2543 amino acids)
Biological process (GO): actin cytoskeleton organization
Molecular function (GO): actin filament binding
Source: RefSeq, a predicted model, not a curated record
AUGAGUGGUGCACACCCCCGGCUCCACCAGAGCGCCGCGCCCGCUCCCAACGCUGUCUCCCCGGACAAGGACGCAGAAAUGCCCGCCACGGAGAAGGACCUGGCCGAGGACGCGCCGUGGAAGAAGAUCCAGCAGAACACCUUCACGCGCUGGUGUAACGAGCACCUAAAAUGCGUCAACAAGAGGCUCGGGAACCUGCAGACGGACCUGGGCGACGGGCUGCGGCUCAUCGGGCUCCUGGAGGUCCUGUCCCAGAAGAAGAUGUUCAGAAAGUACAACCAGAGGCCCACUUUCCGCCAGAUGCAGCUGGAGAACGUGUCGGUGGCGCUGGAGUUCCUGGACAAGGAGAACAUAAAGCUGGUGUCCAUAGACUCUAAAGCCAUCGUGGAUGGGAACCUGAAGCUGAUCCUGGGUCUGAUCUGGACCCUGAUCUUGCACUAUUCCAUCUCCAUGCCCAUGUGGGAUGAAGAAGAGGAGGGAGAUGCCAAGCAGAAGACACCCAAGCAGAGGUUGCUGGGAUGGAUCCAGAACAAACUGCCAGAGCUCCCUAUCACCAACUUCCACAGGGACUGGCAGACCGGCCGGGCUCUGGGGGCCCUGGUCGACAGCUGUGCUCCAGGUCUGUGUCCUGACUGGGAUCAGUGGGAUCAGACCAAACCAGUGGACAACGCCCGAGAGGCCAUGCAGCAGGCUGACGACUGGCUGGGCAUCCCUCAGGUGAUCACCCCUGAAGAGAUUGUUGACCCCAAUGUGGACGAACACUCCGUCAUGACCUACCUGUCCCAGUUCCCCAAGGCUAAACUGAAGCCUGGCGCUCCUCUGCGGCCCAAACUCAACCCCAAGAAGGCCCGUGCCUAUGGGCCAGGUGUGGAGCCCGUUGGUAACGUUGUGAUGAAGAAGGCUCUGUUCACCGUGGAGACCAUCAGUGCGGGGAUGGGGGAGGUGCUGGUGUACGUGGAGGACCCUGCAGGACACAGAGAGGAGGCUAAGGUGACAGGAAACAAUGAUAAGAACCGCACCUACUCUGUCGUCUACAUCCCUAAAGUCACAGGCAUGCACAAGGUGACGGUGCUGUUUGCAGGGCAGCACAUCUCUAAGAGCCCCUUCGAGGUGGAGAUCGGCAUGGCUCAGGGAGACUCCAGCAAGGCCACGGCCCAGGGGGCCGGCAUCGAGCCAUUAGGAAACAUCGCCAACAAGAGCACUUACUUUGAUGUCUACACUGCAGGCGCUGGUGUUGGCGAGGUGGAGGUGAUGAUCAUUGACCCUGCCGGCAAGAAGAGCAUCGUGCCCUGCACCAUCGAGGACAAGGGCAACAGUAGCUACCGCUGCACCUACAAGCCCAUCCAGGAGGGGCAGCACACCCUCUACGUCACUUUCGCUGGGGGCCAGAUCAGCAAGAGCCCCUUCAUGGUCACCGUGGGCGAGGCAUGCAACCCCAGCCUCUGCAAAGCCAAGGGUCGGGGUCUGCAGCCCAAAGGCCUGAGGGUGAAGGAGACCGCAGACUUCCAGGUGUUCACCAAGGGGGCCGGCACCGGAGAGCUUAAAGUCUCCAUCAAGGGGCCCAAGGGUCUUGAGGAGCCGUGCAAAAGAAAAGAUCUUGGAGACGGGGUGUAUGCUUUUGACUAUUACCCCACCACCCCGGGGACAUACUCCAUCACCAUCACCUGGGGAGGGCAGCACAUCCCCCGCAGUCCCAUCGAGGUGAAGAUCGGCGCUGAGGCCGGCCCCCAGAGGGUGAGGGCCUGGGGUCCGGGGCUGGAGCACGGUAUAGUCGGCAAAUCAGCUGACUUUGUGGUGGAGGCUGUUGGAGACAAUGUUGGCACACUGGGUUUCUCUGUGGAAGGCCCCUCUCAGGCCAAGAUAGAAUGUGACGAUAAGGGUGAUGGGUCAUGUGACGUGCGCUACUGGCCCACAGAGUCUGGAGAGUACGCCGUGCACGUGCUCUGCAACAACGAAGACAUCCAGCACUCUCCCUUCAUGGCCGAGAUCGUCAACGCACCAAACAAAGACUUCUAUCCCGACAAGGUCAAGGCUCAGGGUCCAGGUCUCCAGAGCAGUGGUCUGGCUGUUGGGAAGCCCACAGAGUUCACAGUGGACGCCAAGCAGGGAGGAAAAGCUCCUCUGAAGAUUGUGGCUCAGGAUGUUGAGGGAACUCCUGUGGAUGUACAGGUUAAGGAUAAUGCCAACGGCACAUAUGCCUGUAGUUACACACCACGUAAACCCGUCAAACACACUGCCAUGAUCUCCUGGGGAGGGGUCAACAUCCCAGAGAGUCCCUUCAGGAUGAAUAUAGGAGCAGGAUGUCACCCUAACAAGGUGAAGGUGUCGGGCCCGGGGGUGGCCAAGACCGGCCUGAAGGCCUUCGAGCCGACGUACUUCACUGUGGACUGUGCAGAGGCCGGACAAGGGGACAUCAGCAUAGGCAUCAAGUGUGCCCCUGGAGUGGUGGGGCCGGCAGAGGCCGACAUCGACUUUGACAUCAUCAGGAACGACAACGACACGUUCACAGUGAAGUACACCCCCCCUGGAGCGGGCAGCUACACCAUCAUGGUGCUGUUCGCAGACCAGGCUAUCCCCAUGACGCCCAUCAGGAUCAAAGUGGAUCCUUCUCAUGAUGCCAGCAAAGUGAAGGCCGAGGGCCCCGGACUCAGCCGCAGCGGUGUGGAGCUGAACAAGCCCACCCACUUCACUGUGAGCACCAAAGCAGCGGGGAAGGCUAACCUGGACUGCAGCUUCAGCGGGCCGACCAAAGGAGAGGCUGUGAAGGACUUUGAAAUCAUCAAUAACCACGACAACACACACACCGUCAAAUACACACCUGUGCAGCAGGGUCCUCUGGGAGUCGCCGUGACCUAUGGCGGAGAUAACAUUCCCAAGAGCCCCUUCAACGUGGCUGUGGCCCCCACACUGGACCUCAGCAAGAUCAACGUCACCGGCCUGGGGGACAAGAUGACUGUCGGCAAAGACCAGGAAGUGACGGUGAAAUCGAAGGGGGCCGGAGGUCAGGGGAAGGUCGCCGCCAAGGUCACCUCACCUUUAGGGAAGCCAGUGGCCAGCAAGGUUGAGCCCGGGCUGAGUCCAGAGAGCAGCCAGGUGAAGUUCAUCCCCCGAGAGGCGGGGCCCUACCAGGUGGAGCUGACCUACGACGGAGUCCCCAUCCCCGGAUCUCCCUUCAGCCCCACAGCUUACCCCGUCUCAGACCCCUCCAAGGUGCGCUGCUCUGGUCCAGGCCUGGAGCGCGCCAAGGUGGGGGAAAAGGGGGAGUUCGUGGUGGACUGUACCAAUGCGGGGCCGGCCGAGCUGACCAUCGAGAUCAUCUCUGACAGCGGCACCGAGGCGGAGGUCCACAUCCAGGACAACGGAGACGGGACCUAUACCAUCACCUACAUCCCCCUGUACCCCGGCUCCUACACCCUCACCAUCCGCUACGGAGGCCAGGACGUGCCAAACUUCCCCGCCCGGCUCACCGUGGAGCCCGCCGUGGACGCCAGUGGAGUCCGUGUCUUCGGACCAGGAGUGGACGGAAAAGGAGUUUUCCGGGAGGCGACCACAGACUUCACUGUGGAUGCUCGAGCUCUCACACAGACCGGAGGCGAUCACAUCAAGACUCUGAUCAGCAACCCGUCGGGCAGCCGCACAGACGCCCUGAUCGCUGACCGCGGGGAUGGAACCUACAACGUUGAGUACACUCCCUACGAGGAGGGCCCACACAGUGUGGAGGUGUGCUACGAUGGCUCUCCGGUGCCUAAGAGUCCGUUCCGUGUUGCUGUCACUGAAGGCUGUGAUCCAGCCCGUGUGCGUGUGCACGGUCCAGGCCUGAAGGGCGGCAUCACCAACAAGGCUAACAAGUUCACCGUGGAAACCCGAGGAGCAGGCACUGGGGGUCUGGGUCUGGCGGUGGAAGGUCCUUCAGAGGCCAAAAUGUCCUGCACUGAUAACAAGGAUGGCAGCUGCAGCGUGGAGUACAUCCCAUACGAGACCGGCACAUACAACCUCAACAUCACAUAUGGAGGACAGCCCAUCAAAGGUAGUCCCUUCUCUGUGCCGGUCAGUGACACCGUGGACAGCACCAAGGUGAAGUGCCAGGGUCCAGGCCUGGGAAACAAUGUCAGAGCCAGCAUCCCUCAGGCGUUCACAGUGGAUGCCUCCAAAGCUGGAGUGGCCCCCCUGCAGGUCCGCGUGCAAGGACCCAAAGGAGUGGUGGAGCCUGUGGAGGUGGUGGAUAAUGGUGAUCAGACUCACACAGUCAACUAUGUUCCCACCAGAGAGGGACCCUACUCCAUUAAUGUGUUAUACGCUGAUGAGGAGAUCCCACGCAGCCCCUACAAGGUGAAGGUGCUCCCCACCCAUGAUGCCAGUAAGGUGCGAGCCAGCGGCCCCGGCCUCAACACCACCGGGGUGCCCGCCUCUCUGCCCGUCGAGUUCACCAUUGAUGCCAAAGAUGCCGGCGAGGGAUUGCUGGCGGUGCAGAUCACUGAUCCAGAGGGGAAGCCUAAGAAGGCUAAUAUCCGUGACAACCAUGACGGGACCUACCUGGUGUCCUAUGUACCCGACAUGACGGGCAGAUACACCAUCCUCAUUAAGUACGGAGGGGAUGAGAUCCCAUACUCCCCCUACCGCAUCAGGGCGCUGCCCACCGGAGACGCCAGCAAGUGCACAGUCACAGUCUCAAUCGGCGGUCACGGUUUAGGCGCUGGUGUUGGCCCAACCAUCCAGAUUGGCGAACAGACAGUCAUCACAGUGGACGCCAAGGCUGCUGGGAAAGGGAAGGUGACAUGUAGCGUGUGCACGCCCGAGGGGGCGGAGCUCGACGUGGACGUUGUUGAAAACGAGGACGGCACAUUCGACAUCUUCUACACGGCACCGCAGCCUGGCGAGUAUGUCAUCUGCGUUCGCUUCGGAGGGGAGCACAUCCCUAACAGUCCCUUCCAAGUCACGGCGCUGGAAGGAGCUCCAUCAGACCAGCUCAUGCAACAGAGCCAAAUCCCCCAGUACUACGCUCAACAGCCCUGGGCAACAGACAGACCAAUGGGAAUGAACGGUCUGGAUGUGGCGGGGCUGAGACCAUUCGACCUGGUCAUCCCAUUCACCAUCCAGAAGGGAGAGAUCACAGGCGAGGUCCGGAUGCCAUCAGGUAAGGUGGCCAAGCCUGACAUCACAGACAACAAGGAUGGCACUGUGACCGUCAAAUAUGCUCCCACUGAGGCCGGGCUGCACGAGAUGGACAUCAAAUAUGACGGCAUCCACAUCCCCGGAAGUCCCUUACAGUUCUAUGUGGACUAUAUGAACAGCGGCAACGUCAGUGCCUACGGCCCGGGCCUCAUCCACGGGACCGUCAACAAGCUUGCCGUCUUCACUGUGAACACCAAAGACGCAGGAGAGGGCGGUCUGUCUCUGGCCAUCGAGGGUCCAUCCAAGGCAGACAUCAGUUGUCUUGACAACCAGGACGGGACCUGCACCGUGUCCUACCUGCCCGUCCUGCCUGGAGACUACAGCAUCCUCGUCAAAUACAACGACAAGCACAUCCCCGGCAGCCCCUUCUCUGCCAGGAUUACUGGCGAUGACUCCAUGAGGAUGUCCCAUCUGAAGGUGGGCUCCGCCGCAGACAUCCCUCUGGACAUCGGAGAGUUCGACCUGAGCCAGCUGACCGCCUCCCUGACCACGCCUUCAGGCCGCGAGGAGCCCUGCCUGCUGAAGAUGCUGCGUAACGGACAUGUUGGCAUCUCAUUUGUUCCCAAGGAGAUCGGAGAGCACUUUGUGAACAUCAAGAAGAACGGUCGUCAUAUUCCCAGCAGCCCCAUUGCUGUUAUGAUCAACCAAUCAGAGAUCGGCGACGCCAGCCGUGUGCGUGUGAGUGGACCGGGCCUCAGCGAGGCCAGGACCUUCGAGCCCGCCGAGUUCAUCAUCGACACUCGGGACGCAGGCUAUGGCGGCUUGAGCCUGUCCAUCGAGGGGCCCAGUAAAGUGGACAUCAACACAGAGGACCAGGAGGACGGCACCUGUAAGAUCACCUACUGCCCCACAGAGCCAGGAAACUACAUCAUCAACAUCAAGUUCGCUGACCAACAUGUGCCAGGGAGCGCCUUCACUGUGAAGGUGACAGGGGAGGGCAGGAUGAAGGAGAGCAUCACCAGGAAGAGGAGAGCGGCUUCAGUGGCCAACGUGGGCAGCCAGUGUGACCUCAGCCUCAAGAUCCCAGAGAUCAGCAUAGCGGACAUGACGGCGCAGGUCACCAGCCCGUCUGGACAGGUGCACAAGGCUGACAUCAUGGAGGGGGAGAACAACACCUACUGCAUCCGCUUCAUACCCACCGAGACCGGUGUGCACACCGUGUGUGUGAAAUACAACGGUGCACACGUGCCCGGGAGCCCGUUCCAGUUUACCGUCGGGCCCCUGGGAGAGGGCGGGGCUCACAAGGUCCGUGCUGGAGGGCCCGGGCUGGAGAGAGCAGAAGCUGGAGUACCAGCUGAGUUCAGCAUCUGGACGAGGGAGGCUGGUGCCGGGGGCCUCAGUAUCGCUGUGGAGGGGCCGAGCAAGGCUGAAAUCGCCUUUGAGGACCGCAAGGACGGCUCCAGUGGAGUGUCCUACAUCGUGCAGGAGCCGGGAGACUACGAGGUGUCGAUCCGUUUCAACGAGGAGCACAUCCCCGACAGCCCCUUCCUCGUGCCCGUGGCCUCGCCCUCAGACGACGCCCGGCGCCUCACUGUUGCCAGUCUUCAGGAGUCGGGUCUGAAGGUGAACCAGCCGGCAUCGUUUGCCGUCAGCCUGAACGGGGCGAAGGGUGUGAUCGAUGCCAAGGUGCACAGCCCAUCUGGAGCUCUGGAGGAAUGCUGCGUUACUGAGAUCGACCAAGACAAGUACGCAGUCCGCUUCAUCCCCAGAGAGAACGGCCUCUAUCUAAUUGAUGUGAAGUUCAAUGGUAGUCACAUCCCCGGCAGUCCGUUUAAGAUCCGGGUCGGAGAGACGGGCCAGGCCGGAGACCCUGGCAUGGUGUCUGCUUACGGAGCAGGACUGGAGGGAGGAACCACAGGAACGGCAUGUGAAUUUGUGGUGAAUACAAGCAAGGCGGGCCCCGGAGCGUUGGCUGUGACAAUCGACGGGCCCUCCAAGGUGAAGAUGGACUGUGUGGAGUGCCCCGAGGGCUACAGGGUCACAUACACCCCCAUGGCCCCUGGUAACUAUCUAAUUUCCAUCAAAUACGGCGGUCCUUACCACAUCGGCGGAAGCCCCUUCAAAGCCAAGAUCACCGGUUCCAAGCUUGUGUCCAGCCACAGUAUGCACGAAACCUCUUCAGUCAUGGUGGACCCUCUGACCCGGGCCAUCAGCUGUUCUCAGCCGGGGGCCCCCACCCAGUCAGACGCCAGCAAGGUGGUGGCCAAGGGCACGGGCCUGACCAAGGCCUACGUCGGCCAGAAAAACAGCUUCAGUGUCGACUGCAGCAAAGCAGGGCGUAACAUGCUCCUGGUUGGUGUGGACGGGCCCAAAGUCCCCUGUGAGGAGAUCCUCGUGAAACAUUUGGGCAGCCGCAUGUACAACGUGAGCUACCAGCUGAAGGAGAAGGGAGAGUACAUCCUGGUGCUGAAGUGGGGAGAUGAUCACAUCCCCGGCAGCCCCUACCACAUUACUGUCUGAAAAUCACAAACGUAUACCACUGUUUAAAACAACUGAAAAUCUAUCUAGAGUCUAACCGAUAAUUGUUUACAAGUCCCUCCCAUGUUACAAAUUAAGAUUUCUGGCUUUCUUGUGUGUCUUAUUUUAUAACAGUGUUACCAACUACAAAAUAAACCCUCGCAUCAGUUUACCCUCGGCCAGAUCUCUGUUUUUCAACAAGUUUUAACAUCAUCACUGCAACCCAGUCCAGGAUUUCCCAAAGAUGAAUGCAUGGACACAUUUUCCUGUCUUUAUGGUCAUUUCUUGUUCUUCUGCCAAUCACAUCAGUAAAUAAAGUGAGGGAGGGAUUACAAAAAGAUGCACCUUUUUUAUAUUAUGGUCAGCCAUACAAUUGUGCCUUAUGUUUUAUUUUUUCCAUUUUCAGUCAUGGACACAAGUUGACAUUAGCAGAUUAGUCUGAAUUGUGUACAGUGAUAGGAUAGCUUAGCGUAGUGUAGCAGCAGUAGAUUGUGAGCCCAGCGCUGGAUGGAAGGUUACUGUUUACACUGGAGGAGCUACCCUUACACACAUUCAUAAUGGAUUCCCUAUGAACAAUGAGAGCACCUGAACCAAAGUGUGUCAGAAGUAAGAUUUGACAUACCAUGGCACACUUUGAUCUAAGAUCUUUAAUUGUCCAUAUAAAAGUCAGAUGAAACGCUCGGCACUGGUCCGGUCCACUUCAGCAUGUGGAUGUCAUGAUGCUCUUCUACUAACCCCGUCGUUUUACCUGCUGCUAGUGUGAUCCAGUUGUAGGCACUGCUGUUCUUAAAGCCGUAAUAUGGAUUAGAAUAGAAAGUAACCUGCUUAGAUUUAAGAAAAGGCCACAUGUAUGUGAACUCAUUUAACUAAAGCUUACUCGUGGUUUAUCUCACAUGCUUUGUGUGUUUUAAUGGGACACAACAUGUGAUCUGCAUGUUCAUUAAAAACGCUUUUGAUACAGGAAGCCUCUGAUUCAGAUUAAGAUCAACAUGAUGUGUUAGUGGUGGUUCACCUUCGAGUAUGGAAUAAAUUAAAAGGUUAAAAAGGGAAGUACUUAAAAAAGUUGUGUUUGACAGAAUGGCUGAAGAUGAUGUGCCGAAUGUCGCGAAAACUCGAAGACCAAAAACAAAAGAGCCACUCCCCCCACCCCCCCCCCCC